Prosopis cineraria is the source of this 1673-nucleotide messenger RNA. RefSeq lists its product as uncharacterized. Gene Ontology annotation, biological process: triglyceride catabolic process; lipid homeostasis. Gene Ontology annotation, cellular component: cytoplasm; lipid droplet; membrane. The transcript has 7 exons. Lineage: Eukaryota; Viridiplantae; Streptophyta; Magnoliopsida; Fabales; Fabaceae. Gene Ontology annotation, molecular function: triacylglycerol lipase activity. The record is from RefSeq and is a predicted model, not a curated record. Bases 64 to 1272 code for a protein of 402 amino acids.
UUCUCAACAAACAACGGCCAUGAGGUCAGAACUCAGAAGUACGUUUCGCUCGCUGCCUCGUUCAUGGCUUCUUCUCUCUUUUCGCGCUUCCCGCUCUCCCGCACCCUUCACUUCGCUUCUUCAAACCCCAAACCCAAUUCCAUUGUCCUCCAUCGCCACACGCAUCUCCUGCGCACCAGAACACUAACCUUCUUUGCUAAUUCUUCAUCACCACGUGAUAUCGAACCCUCUACAAACAGUGCUUCUUCUUCCUCUUCUUCAACUCUUCCUUCUUCCGAGAAAAGACCCUUUGCUGUGGCCACCGGCGAGCUUUUCUUGGGCCUUGCGUCACGGUUGUUUAUGAGACGGCGCAGAAGCCUCGUCAGAGAUUCGGGCACUGUGGCGAUGUUUGAGAAUUCAACGGAGAAAGGGAAAAUUAAUGGAGAGGAAAUCGGGGCCGUGAUGGAGGACGAGAUUCAGCCAGAUGUUGUGUGGGAACAGAGGGUUAAAGACGUCGAAGUCGAGCGAAACAGGCGCUUGAUCACGAGUCCUGGCUUCAGCUUCUCCGCUGCUGGACUUCUGUUCCCUUACUAUCUAGGGGUUGCCCAAUUUCUUAUCGAGAAUGGUUACAUAAAGGAAAGCACGCCUUUAGCUGGUGCUUCUGCGGGAGCUAUAGUCUGUGUCACUAUUGCUUCUGGAGCAAGUAUGAAAGAAGCCUUGAAAGCUACUAAAAUAUUGGCUGAGGAUUGUCGGAGACAGGGGACUGCAUUUAGGCUGGGGGCUGUUCUCCGUGAUGUUCUUAACAAGUUUCUGCCUGAAGAUGCUCAUGUUAGAUGCAAUGGAAGAGUUCGAGUUGCCGUGACACAGCUUCUUUGGAGACCAAGGGGUUUAUUGGUGGAUCAGUUUGAGUCCCGGGAAGAUCUUGUCAAUGCAGUUUUUACUUCUUCCUUUAUUCCAGGGUAUCUUGCACCAAGACCUGCUACAAUGUUUAGAAACCGACUAUGCAUGGAUGGUGGUUUGAUGUUGUUUAUGCCACCAACAUCUGCUGCACAAACGGUUCGCGUUUGUGCUUUCCCUGCAAGUCGACUGGGAUUAGAGGCAGUAGGGAUCAUUAGCCCUGACUGUAAUCCUGAAAAUGCGGCUAGUCCUCGACAGCUUUUCAAAUGGGCGCUUGAACCAGCGGAAGAUGACAUUAUCGACCGGCUCUUUGAACAUGGUUUGAAAGAUGCUACUGUCUGGGCAAUGGAAAACCCAGCUGAUAAAAUAGUUCAAGAAGACAGUCCUCUAAUUUGAAACAGCAAUUCAGCAUAGCUCAAUGUGGAUAUCCCAAGUUCUGUUUGGAGACUGGAGAUGGAUAAGGAAUGUACAAAUCCUUGUAUCCCACCAUGUCAUAGGUUAGGAAGAUGAGUGUUUUCCCUCCUUUGGCUAAUAUAAGAUGGGAGGAUAAAGUUAAUGACAAUGGAGUGCAUAAAUUUAUUUCUUUUUUAUUAUUGUAUGUGUUGUAAUUGAAUUUCUCAUCUUGACCAGAAGAGGAAAAGGAAAAAAGGAAUUUAAUACCACUAGGUAUAGUUUUGUGGUAAGGGAUGUGUGAAUAGUUGCAAGAGAUUUUAGGUUCAAAACUCUAUUCCAUCAUGUACCCAAAUAAACAAGUCACACUUGGCCAUGCAAUAAAAAGGCCAUGUCAUUUUUUUUUU